AUGAAGGCAGCAGACAUCAGAUCCUCUCUGCAGAGACCUCUACAGCACAGAGAUCCACACAUGGCUCCUACAAUCACUGCAGCAAUGACCAACUCUCAGGAGCACCUGCCUCUGACCCACAAGCUCAGGAAGCCUCUGGUGGAGAAGUUACGCAGAGAGAGAAUCAACAGCAGCAUUGAGCAGCUCAAGUCUCUCCUGGAUCCAGAGUUCCUCAAACAGCAGCCAGACUCCAAGCUGGAGAAAGCAGACAUCCUGGAGAUGACCGUUUGUGUGCUGAGACGACUGCAGCAGCAGAAUCGUCAGGCUGUGGACUCAGCAGCUGUUGGACAGGGCUACUCCAGAUGUGUCCAAGAGGUGACCCACUUCCUGCGUGAGGAGCAGGUGGAGACACAGUCCCAGAGAAGACUGCUGAACCACUUCAACAAGCUGCAGUCUUCCUGUGAGAAGAAGCUGAGAGAGGCUGACUUCUCUCCUCUGAGCUCCACAGUCCAGACCAGCAGCAGCAAAGACAAGAGUCCAGUGAGCAGCGCCCCCUGGAGGCCGUGGUAGACUCCUACAGGCUGCAGCUGCUACCAGAGACACUGAGAGGACCACGUUGGUCAAAGAUGACUGGAACGGAAUUCUUCUCAAUUCUACAAUGUUCUGAAUUUGUUCUUCUGGUUGAACAGAAGUUAUUUUGUCUCUUUUCUUUGAGGAAGAUGAUAUUUCUUGAGGAAAUGACGUCAACUUUAUCUUUCAAGUUGAGAAAGAGAACGUCUUGUCAUGCAUGUUGCAUGAAGCAAAUCUGAUUGCAUCAGCAAUAAUUAUUAUACCUCACUGUGCUUCAUUUAUUGGUGGAGUGGUGAAAGAUAUGGAUACCAAUGGUAUCUUUGAACUGUUAUUGAUCAUUUUGAUCAGAUACUUCAGAUGUUUUGUUAGAAUUUACUUGAAUCACUUUGAUCAAUCAUAAAAGAUCUAUUGUUGGAUCAAAUUGUUUAUUCUCUUUUCUAAAAGAGAAUUUCUCAGUGACUAUUGUUUUAUUUUAUCAACAUUCUUACAUUUAGCAGUUAUUAACCUGCAUUCACUAUUAAUUUUGAUCUGUUUUAAGAUCAACCUUUGCUGUUUUGCUUUCAUCUGAUUUGAGCAAAUAUUAUCGCUGAGACGUUUUUUGUCUCUUGUCAAAUGUGUUUGUCUUUCAUAAAGACAGUUGAACUGUUAUUGAUCAUUUUGAUCAGAAAGUUUAACUGUUUUUUGUGACAAAUGUUAAAAUAAUUGUAUCUCUUUGAUUACCUCAAAAUUAUCUGUUAUUAGGUCUUAAUUUAAAUCUUUAGUUUUUCUAAAACAUUUACUUAAUGUCACAAUUGUUCAGUGAUACUCUAAUUCCUUAUUACAUGUAAUGUUUUGGUACAAUAUAAUAUAUUGAUGAUAUUUGUUACCUCUAAAUGAAUAAUAAUUAUUACUGUCAAAAGUGUUAAAUGUCAUUUUUGGACUUUAAGUAACUUUAAUUGAUAAUCCAAAAAGUAUUUUCAGAUGAAUGUUUUUUCCUUUUGUGGUUAAAUUUGUUUUCAUUGUCACAGUUUUCCAGUGACAAUAAGAAAUUAGAUGAACAUGUUUUCUUCACUAAGUGAAAAGUAUUUUUAAAGAUAUUGAGUACCAUGUCCUCAAAUAUUAUAAACUGUUUGUCUUUCAUAAAGACGGUUGUUCCUUUACUCUCUGUGAGUACAGUGUGUCUUGCAGAAAUCUACAAGUUGUUGUUGUGAUGAAUCAUCACUUUUAUUCUGAGUUUUCGUUCUUCAUGUGGCUCAUUGUGACUUUGUUUAGUAAACAAUCGCUUCUAACUGAAAA
Molecule: messenger RNA, 1824 nt
Organism: Gasterosteus aculeatus aculeatus (three-spined stickleback)
Lineage: Eukaryota; Metazoa; Chordata; Actinopteri; Perciformes; Gasterosteidae
Product: transcription factor HES-5
Biological process (GO): regulation of DNA-templated transcription
Molecular function (GO): DNA binding; protein dimerization activity
Source: RefSeq, a predicted model, not a curated record